Molecule: messenger RNA, 3093 nt
Organism: Drosophila hydei
Lineage: Eukaryota; Metazoa; Arthropoda; Insecta; Diptera; Drosophilidae
Gene: Cul4
Product: cullin-4A
Exons: 10
Coding region: 1-2472 (823 amino acids)
Biological process (GO): ubiquitin-dependent protein catabolic process; DNA damage response; protein ubiquitination
Cellular component (GO): Cul4-RING E3 ubiquitin ligase complex
Molecular function (GO): ubiquitin protein ligase binding
Source: RefSeq, a predicted model, not a curated record
AUGAGUGCAGCAAAGAAAUACAAGCUCAUGGAUACGACUGAACUGCACGACACCGAGAAUAUUGCCUCCUGCCUGAAAAAGGGGGACAACGGCAGCAGCAACGCAAUUACGACAGCCAGCAACCUUGGCCGGAGUGCCUUCGCCGCCCAAAAUAUGAAUUCAGCAGCGUCCACAAACGGCGAACGGCUGCCAAAUUUUUCGAAAUUGGGCUCGCAUCAUGGCAGCGAUAUACGUUCGGCAUCAACUACCUCAAAUCUGCUAAAUCGCAUGGGCGCCAUACACAACACCAAGCCGGGUGAUGUCAAAAAGAUAGUUAUUAAGAACUUUAAGGCUAAACCCACACUGCCGGAUAACUAUUCAGAGGACACUUAUGUGAAACUAGAGGAGGCCGUUAUCGCUAUUCAAUUAUCAAAGCCCAUCAAAUAUUCACUGGAGGAGCUCUACCAGGCCGUUGUAAAUAUGUGUAGUCAUAAAAUGGAUGCCCAGCUAUAUGUGAAACUCAUGGAGCUAACCGAGCAGCACGUCAAACGAAAUAUCAAACUUAAAGAGCUCACUGGUGGCAGCAUGGACAAACUGGUUUUGCUUGAGAAGAUCAACAAUUGGUGGUUAUCGUUUUGUCAGCAAAUGAUCAUGAUACGUAGCAUAUUUUUAUACAUGGAUCGGACCUAUGUGCUACAAAAUUCGUCCAUACACUCUAUAUGGGACAUGGGGCUGGACCUCUUUCGCAUACACUUUGCCCAGAAUAGUGUCGUACAGAAACGCACCGUUGAUGGCUUACUGGCGCUGAUCGAAAAGGAACGCCAGGGAUCAACGGUGGACCGUGGAUUGCUCAAAAGUUUAGUGCGUAUGCUGUGUGAUCUGCAGAUAUAUAGCAGUGCGUUUGAGGAAAAGUUCCUGGAUGCGACCAAUCAACUGUACAAGGCUGAGAGUCAACGAAAGAUGCAGGAAUUGGAGGUGCCCGAGUACUUACAGCAUGUGAGCAAACGUCUGGCUGAGGAAAAUGAGCGUCUGUUGCACUACCUGGACUCCAGCACAAAACAUCCUUUAAUAUACAAUGUGGAAAAGGAACUGCUUGCUGAACACUUAACAACAAUUCUGCAAAAGGGCCUUGACUCCCUGCUAGAGGACAACAGACUGAACGAUCUAACCCUUUUGUAUGGACUGCUUAGUCGAGUCAAAAACGGCACUUCCGAGUUAUGCGGCAAUUUUAAUGGUUAUAUCAAGAAAAAAGGACGCACCAUUGUCAUUGAUCCUGAGAAGGAUAAGAGUAUGGUGCAGGAUCUGCUGGAUUUUAAGGAUAAAAUGGAUGUUAUUGUGCGCAAUUGCUUUGAGCAUAAUGAGAAAUUUACGAAUUCGUUGCGUGAGGCCUUCGAAUUCUUCAUCAAUCAGCGCGCCAACAAGCCCGCAGAGCUUAUUGCGAAAUAUGUGGAUAUGAAAUUGCGCUCUGGCAACAAGGGCACCACCGAUGAGGAGCUGGAAAAGACAUUGGACAAGAUAAUGGUCCUGUUUCGUUUUAUACACGGCAAGGACGUCUUUGAAGCAUUUUACAAAAAGGAUUUGGCCAAACGCUUGCUUGUGGGCAAAUCAGCCUCAGUUGAUUCCGAGAAGAGCAUGUUGUCGAAAUUAAAACAGGAAUGCGGCGGCGGAUUUACAUCGAAGCUGGAGGGCAUGUUCAAGGACAUGGAAUUAAGUCGUGAUGUUAAUUUGGCUUUUCGUGGUCAUACGCUUAGCAAUGAUCGUGAUGUAACCAACCUGGACUUAACUGUCAGCAUCCUAACCAUGGGCUAUUGGCCAACGUAUGCGCCUACUGAGGUCACAAUGCCCCCACAAUUUAUCAAUCCCCAGCAGAUUUUCAACAAGUUCUAUCUGGAGAAGCACAGCGGGCGAAAACUCCAAUGGCAGCCAACACUGGGCAAUUGCGUAUUGCGUGCACAAUUCGAUGCGGGUUCCAAGGAGUUGAUGGUUUCGCUGUUUCAAGCGCUGGUUCUACUGUUGUUUAACGAUAAACCUGUGCUCAGCUACGAGGAGAUCUUGGCUGCUACCAGCAUUGAGGAUGGUGAACUGCGACGUACUCUGCAAUCGCUGGCAUGUGGACGCGCGCGUGUCAUUACCAAAACGCCGAAAGGCCGCGACAUUGAGGAUCGAGAUCAAUUUGAUUUUAAUAAUGAGUUCGUUAACAAAUUGUUCCGCAUCAAGAUUAAUCAAAUUCAAAUGAAAGAAACGAACGAGGAGCAAAAGGCGACAGAAGAGCGCGUUUUUCAGGAUCGUCAGUAUCAGAUUGAUGCGGCUAUUGUGCGCAUUAUGAAAAUGCGUAAAACACUGAGUCACAAUUUGCUCAUCACCGAGUUGUUCAACCAGCUAACAUUUCCCGUUAAGCCUGCUGAUCUGAAAAAGCGCAUUGAGUCGCUGAUUGAUCGUGAUUAUAUGGAGCGGGACAAGGAUAAUCAAAAUCAAUAUAACUAUGUGGCAUAAAUGCGCGAAGGAUCACUUUUUUGGCCAACUAACACAACUACACACACACAUAAACACACACAUAAAGAUUGUAGCUUUCUCUCUAUUUUUUUUAUCCAAACCAUACUUUCGAAUACUAAACGAGUCCAGCGAAAAAAAUCAUUUGGUAUCUGCGUGCGGCGAGCGUAUUGAACAAAUAUCAAUUACAUAUUGUAGUUGUAGUUGUUUACACACGCUGUGCCCACACGAAAGUUUCGUUUGUGGUGGCUAGUGUAGUUGCUGCAAUCCGUUUCCCCUUUGUAAGUUACUACUGUAUCAUCUAAUAAAUUAGGCGUUUCAUUUACAAAAACUAACAGCAAAAAUUGUUGCAAACAUUUGUCUCUCCUCACUGAGAGUGAUAUAUGUGCACAUAUAUCAAGUUUGUCAAGAGAAACUGCUUACAGCAAUAUGUUGAAAGAGAGAAAUUGAAAGCAUUGCAAAACUUCCGAUAAAAGAAACGAAAAGAAGAGAAGAGGAAAAUUGUAUCUUUGUUAAUUGGAUUUCUUAAAUUUGAUUAUUUUCGAUGCUGAAAGUAAUUUCCCUUCGAAUAACAAUAGAAGAAACAUUUGCAGGCUAAUAUUAAUAGAAUACUUAAAUAAAUAA